This is a messenger RNA of Ananas comosus (pineapple), 3592 nucleotides long. RefSeq lists its product as uncharacterized. Bases 206 to 3340 code for a protein of 1044 amino acids. The transcript has 14 exons. NCBI's taxonomy places the organism in Eukaryota, Viridiplantae, Streptophyta, Magnoliopsida, Poales, Bromeliaceae. The record is from RefSeq and is a predicted model, not a curated record. Gene Ontology annotation, molecular function: glycosyltransferase activity.
CCUCAAUCGUCUUCCGAACCAUCCCAUCUCAACCCUCCGAUUCUCGAUCGACGCCUCUCAACAGUCCACGUGUACUUCCUCGGACCGCCUCUCCCGCUCCCCGCUUUAUAGUCCUCUUAUUUUAACUCCACUCACAGGAGCUCCCACCCUCCGUUAAUGGCGAGAGGGAGCUCCCCGUGAUCGCGUCGUGGAACCCUAGUAGGAGAUGGGCUCGUUGGAGACCGGGUUGCCCCCGCUGAAGAGGGCGCCGCUGCUCCGUCGCUCGCCAUCGUCGGCGGCGGCGGCGGCGUCGGCGGCGGCGGCGGGGAUCCGCCCGUUCCUUCUCCGGCCGAGAUCGAGGCUUGCGCGCUUCCUCCUCUUCGAGAAGGUUGACUACCUCCAGUGGAUCUACACCGUCGCCGCGUUCUUCUUCGUCGUCGUGCUGUUCCAGGCGUUCUUACCUGGAUCCGUGGUGGAGCGAUCGGGGGACGCGGUGGAGCGAGGGGGAUCGAUCGAGUCGGGGAUGGGGGAGGUCCUGGGGGAGUUCAAGGGGUUGGAGUUCGGGGAGGGGAUCAGGUUCGUGCCCUCGAAGCUUCUGGAGCGGUGGGAGAAGGAUAGGAGGGAGUGGAAUUCGAGCAUGGCUGUGCUGGGCCGCACCGUGGCGAGGGUCGGUCUCCGGAAGCCGCGGCUCGCGAUGGUGGUAGCGGAUCUGUCGCCUGAUGCUAUUCAGUUGCAGAUGCUUAGCGUUGCAGCUGCAUUGAAGGAGAUUGGAUAUGAAAUUCAGGUUUUCUCAUUACAAGAUGGUCCUGUUAAUGGAAUUUGGAGAUCAUUAAGGAUACCUGUUGACAUCGUGCCGCUAAGCACGAAAUGUGAAAUAACUGUAGAUUGGCUGGACUAUACUGGCGUACUUGUAAGUUCUCUUGAGGCAAGACCUAUACUUUCAUGUCUCUUGCAGGAGCCUUUCAAAUCAAUACCCGUCAUAUGGACGAUACAUGAAAGGUCCCUAGCUCUUCGCCUACAUCAAUAUAAUACGAGCGGCUGGGAUCAGCUUAUCAAUGACUGGACACGUGCAUUUAACAGAGCUACUGUUAUAGUUUUUCCAAACUACAUAUUGCCUAUGAUGUAUUCUGCUUUUGAUGCGGGCAACUAUUUCGUCAUUCCUGGUUCGCCAGCUGAAGCAUUGGGAGCGGAUACUUUUUUGGCCUUGCAAAAUGGCCAUGAAAUGAGAGGCAGUUUGGGUUUUGGAGCAGAUGAUUUUCUGGUUGCAAUUGUAGGCAGUCGAUUCUCAUAUAGUGGUAUGUGGAUUGAACGUGCGCUUAUCUUGAAAGCAUUAGCACCAUUACUUCAACAGUUCCUGUCUGUGAAUAUGCAUUCUCGGCUAAAAAUUGGAAUCUUGAGUGACAAUUCGUCUACUGCAUAUGAAACGUCUAUUGAGACUUUUGCCUUCCAAGUUGGCUACCCAAAGGGAAUUAUCAGCCAAAUUACUGAUGACGAAGGCAUGAACAAUUUCCUCGGAAUUGCAGAUCUCGUGAUUUACGGAUCUUUUCUUGAGGAGCAAUCCUUCCCUACCAUAUUGAUGCAAGCUAUGAGUCUUGGGAAACUAAUAGUGGCUCCUGAUCUCAGCAUGAUUAAAAAAUAUGUUGAUGAUAGGGUAAAUGGAUAUCUUUUCCCAAAGGAGAAUGUUGGCAUGCUGACCCAGGCUCUUCUCCAAGCAGUAUCAAAUGGAAAAUUAUCUCUAUUUGCUCAAAGAGUUGCUUCGAUUGGCAAAGCACAUGCUAGAAACCUAUUAGCUUCCGAAAGUAUUGAAGGCUAUGCGGUAGUACUGGAAAAUGUAAUAAAAUUACCAUCAGAAUUUGCAUCUCCAAGGACUUUCAAGGAGAUUCCAUCAGGGUUAAAAGAACAAUGGCAGUGGAAUCUGUUUGAGAAUAUUACUGACAUAGAACGUCUUAACAGUAGUUUUAGUAGCUAUAGAAUUUUAGAUAGGCUUGAGGAGUUGUUACGUAGUCAAAUGAACAAUUCUGCAAAUACUACAUCAAAUCUUGAUGAAGCUUUCUCCUCGAUGGCAUGGGAGGAAGCAAAGAAAAUUGAAAUGGCAAAUGCUAGAAGGAGAGUAGAAGAAGAGGAGCUGAAAGACAGGAGUGAGCAACCUCAUGGAACUUGGGAGGAUGUCUAUCGCAAUGUCAAAAAGGCUGAUCGGGCUAGGAAUGAAUUGCAUGAAAGAGAUGAUAGAGAGCUUGAGCGGACAGGUCAGCCUUUAUGUAUAUACGAGCCUUAUUUUGGGGAAGGAACUUGGCCCUUUCUCCAUCAAACAUCACUCUAUCGUGGCAUUGGCCUAACUUUUAGAGGUCGAAGACCUGGGUUUGAUGAUAUUGACGCUUCUUCUCGCCUCCCACUUCUAACUAAUGCAUACUAUCGAGACGUUCUUGGUGAAUACGGAGCCUUCUUUGCUUUGGCUAAUCGGAUUGAUCGGGUCCACAAAAAUGCGUGGAUUGGCUUUCAAUCUUGGAGGGCAUCUGCCAGAAAGGCUGCAUUAUCUAAGAAAGCUGAAACUGCAAUAUUAGAAGCAAUCCAAGCUCGAAGACAUGGGGAUGCCCUUUACUUUUGGGUUCGAAUGGACCAAGAUCCAAGAAAUCCUGUGCAACUAGAUUUUUGGUCCUUUUGUGAUGCGAUAAAUUCCGGAAACUGCAGGAUCGCUGUGUCUGAGGCUCUUCGAAGAAUGUAUGGUGUACAGGAUGAUUGGAAUUCUUUGCCACAGAUGCCUAGUGAUGGAGACGCUUGGGCUGUUAUGCAGAACUGGGUCUUGCCGACGAGGUCCUUUCUUGAGUUCGUCAUGUUUUCAAGAAUGUUCGUAGAUGCUCUGGAUGCAGAGAUGUACGAUGAGCAUCAUCGCAGUGGGCUUUGCUACUUAAGCGCAUUUAAGGAUCGGCACUGCUACUCCCGCGUUCUUGAGCUACUGGUCAAUGUGUGGGCUUAUCACAGCGCGCGACGCAUGAUAUACGUGAACCCCGAAACAGGAGCAAUGCAAGAACAGCACAAGCUUAAGAGCCGAAGAGGUCAGAUGUGGAUCAAAUGGUUCUCCAAUUCUAUGCUAAAAAGCAUGGACGAAGAUCUCGCCGAAGAAUCGGAUGCUGAUGCCACCAACCGGCGGUGGCUUUGGCCGGAUACUGGUGAAGUCUUUUGGCAGGGUGUGUAUGAGAGAGAGAGAAACAUGCGGCAACAGCAGAAGGAGAGAAGGAAGCAGCAGAGCAAGGAUAAGAUACGCAGGAUAAAGAAGCGGGCGCGACAAAAGACGCUUGGAAAGUACAUUAAGCCACUCUCUGAGGAUAUGGGUGGUGGCGCGAACAAUACAAAAACUAGUUGAUUUUAUUUCUUCUGCCAUCCUGAUCAUUUGAUUAUUCUUUUGUUUCACAUUUUUUGCCUUUCUCUUUUUUUUUUUUCUUGGUUUUUUCUUAUUUUAUUUUUCUCAAUCUCAUUAUUGCAGGAUGCACAAAUGUGAUUAGUUUUGUGCUUCACUUUUAACCAUCAGCUGUUUUUUAGUCUUUGCAGCGUUGUAUCAUUGUUAACAAAUUUUGGAACAGUUCCAUAGGCAAUUAAAGGUGUACAUCUUACCACA